Yamadazyma tenuis ATCC 10573 is the source of this 3380-nucleotide messenger RNA. The record is from RefSeq and is a predicted model, not a curated record. NCBI's taxonomy places the organism in Eukaryota, Fungi, Ascomycota, Pichiomycetes, Serinales, Debaryomycetaceae.
UAAGAUCCAUUUGACGCUCGUUCCCUAGACCUUGUUUUUCCCCGUCACUUUGCAUAUUUUUCACAUCACUAAUCAUCCAUCGAUUCCCAGACAAGAAUGACAAAUCCAAGCCUUUCAACAAAGAGAAGAAGAUCUGAAAUCUCCACGGGCAUACCAUCCGAAACUGAUCCAAAACGUUUCAAUGGACAAAUAAAGUCCGACAUGGAAGAAGACACACAGUCGUACUAUUCCGAUACCGACUCCCAAAUCCCAUCGACUAUAACCAAGGUGGUUAAAUCAGUUGUUUCCAUCCAGUUCAGUCAUGUGGCCAAUUUCGAUACCGAAACAGCCAUUGUUAGUGAAGCUACGGGUUUUGUGGUGGAUAACCAGAGAGGUUUGAUCUUAACCAAUAGACAUGUCGUAGGACCUGGCCCUUUUUGGGGUUAUGCUGUGUUUGAUAACCAUGAAGAAGCAGUGGUUAAGCCAAUUUACAGAGACCCAAUCCAUGACUUUGGAUUUUUGCAAUUCGACCCUUCUGACAUUAAACAUAUGGAACUAUCCCAGUUGGAGUUAAGACCCGACUUGGGAACUGUAGGGACCGAAAUCAGAGUGGUCGGUAAUGAUGCGGGAGAAAAGUUGUCGAUUUUAUCUGGUUUUAUCUCCAGGCUGGACAGAAAUGCCCCUGACUAUGGUUCGUUGACCUAUAAUGACUUUAAUACCGAAUAUAUUCAGGCUGCUGCUAGUGCAACUGGUGGUUCCUCGGGAAGUCCUGUUAUCAACGAAGAUGGGUAUUCUAUUGCCUUACAAGCAGGUGGACCCUUGAGAGCAUUGAAGUGCAUCCAACAACAACUUCCAAUCACCAGGGGAGAUAUUCAAGUCGAAUGGCAAUUGAAGCCUUAUGAUGAAUGUCGUCGUUUGGGAUUAACGCCAGAGGUUGAAGCCAAACAAAGAGAGCUUUUCCCUGAAAAAAUUGGAAUGCUUGUUGCUGAGUUAAUAUUACCAGAAGGGCCUGCAGAUGGUCUCAUUAAGGAAGGUGAUACUUUAAUCUCUAUUAAUGAUGAACCUAUCUGCACUUUCAUUAAGGUGGACGAAAUUCUUGACGAAAGUGUGGGUAAGGACUUGACGUUUGUCAUCCAAAGAGGUGGUACCGAAUUAACUCAAACCAUCAAAAUUGGUGAUUUACAUGCAAUUACCCCAGAUAGGUAUGUGGAAGUCGCUGGAGCCUCGUUCAAUACCCUUUCUUACCAAAUUGCAAGAUGCUACUGUAUGCCUGUGAGAGGUGUCUACAUCAACAAUGCUUCCGGUUCGUUUGAAUUGUCCCCAUUCGAAAAGAAUGGUUGGUUAUUGGAAUCUGUUGAUGAUAAGCCAACCCCGGAUUUGGAUACCUUUGUCGAGGUCAUGAAGCUGAUUCCAGAUUUGGAUAAAGUUGUCAUUACUUACAGACAUGUUUCAGACAUGCACUCGGAGUUAUUCAGAGUGGUUUAUAUCGAUAGGCAUUGGUGCUCAACGUUCAGACUCGCUCAAAGAAAUGAUGAGACGGGUCUCUGGGAUUACAAAACUAUUCAGGAAAAUCCUAUCCCACCAACUCAACCCACUCCAAAAUAUGCUAAGUUCAUCGAUAUUCCGUUUAUCGAUGAGUCCAGAUCGGAAUGUUCUAAGAUGGUCCGGUCCUUCGUCCAAAUCAGUGCAUAUUGUCCAAUUUCAUUGGAUUCUCAUCCUUACAAGAAAUUGAUUGGUCAUGGGGUUAUUGUAGAUGCCGCAAAUGGAUAUGUGUUGGUUUCAAGAAGAAACAUCCCUCAUGACUUAUGUGAUGUGUUGAUUAUCUUUGCUGAGUCUAUUGAUGUGCCGGGUAAGGUGGUUUUCUUGCAUCCCCAUCAAAACUAUGCUAUUGUCAAAUAUGACCCAUCUCUCAUUACUGCUGAUGUCAGAACCCCAAAGUUUGGCUCUAAGCCUUUAAAGAGAGGUGAAACCUCGUUGUUUGUGGGAUACAACUACAACAUGAGGCUCGUCACUGAAGAUGUAAAAGUCAGUGGAGUUUCGUCAUUAAACAUUCCUGCUGCCGUAUAUUCACCUCGUUACAGAGGUACCAACUUGCAGUGUAUUUUACUUGAUAGUAAGUUGUCACAAGAAUGCUACACUGGUAUUUUGUGUGAUGAUGAUGGUACAGUUCGAGCAUUUUGGUUGACGUAUCUUGGUGAAACCAAUAGGGAAGUCGAUGCUGACAAAACGUAUAGAAUGGGUUUGGAUGUUACCGAUGUGUUGGAAGUAAUUGAAUUGCUCCAGAAAAAUGAGAUUCCAAAGCACUUGAAUAUAAUUGAUGCUGAGUUUACUUCUGCCACCGUUUUCCAAGGAAGAACCAGAGGUAUUUCUCAGGAGUGGAUCACCAAGUUUGAAGAAGCCUGUGAAGAUGAAAUUUCCUUCUUAGUCGUUGAUAGGAUCGUUGCCUCACCUUUGGAUCAAGCACCUAUUCCUUUGAAGACUGGUGAUGUACUUCUUUCCAUCAACGAUAAGCUUGUAAAGGAAAUGAGAGACCUCAACAUUAUGUACGAAUCUGAUAAUAUCAAGUUUAAAGUUGUCAGACAGAAGAAAGAGAUUGAGUUGGUUGUUCCUACCGUUGACACUGACGCUUUGAACACUACUCAUGUGCUAUUUUGGUGUGGUGCUUCAAUUCAAGCCCCACAUCAUGGUGUUCGUCAACAGAUGGAAAGGAUUCCUUCAGAGGUCUAUAUCACCAGUAGAGGUAGUGGAGCACCUGCUCAACAGUACGACUUAGCACCUAUCAGUUUCAUUACCCAUGUCAAUGAUAAAGAGACAAAAGACAUGGUGUCUUUCAUUAAUGUAAUCAAGGGUAUUCCUGAUCAAACCUACGUGAAAAUUAGAUUGGUUUCUUUUGACAAUAUUCCAAUUGCAAUCUCCAUGAAAACCAAUUACCACUAUUUCCCCACCUCCGAGUUUAAGAAAUUGGAUAGUAAGUGGGAGUCUAUAGAACAUAAUUAGAAGGUGAAUUUAAUAUCUGCAUUCUUUUAUAUCUUGUAUUGACUUGGCUAUUUACAAAUGUCGUUUCUAUAGUACAAAUGGGAUAUGAUCAGGGAUUUUCAGAGGUAUUGCUUCAACUUCUUCAAAUGACCACCUUUGUUUGUAACUGGGACAAACGAGUCUAAAUGGCUCAAGGUGUUAGAACUGAAUCUACCAUUUCCGUGGUUUCUACCAGCUUGCUUUCUCUUGAAUCCAUUACCAGUUUUAAUGAAUCUUUUGGCAGCUGCCUUGUGGGUUUUCAUCUUAUUUCUUGUUUGAAUCAAGAUGGUUGAUAUGGGAUUUCUCUGAAACACCAACCUGCUAGUGCUACUGAUUAACGAACCAAUCAUUCUUGAUGACACAGCUUUUUAUUGCACCAGAUUUUU